This is a messenger RNA of Phaeodactylum tricornutum CCAP 1055/1, 831 nucleotides long. RefSeq lists its product with no specific name. The annotation marks the transcript as partial. Lineage: Eukaryota; Bacillariophyta; Bacillariophyceae; Surirellales; Neidiaceae. The transcript has a single exon. Gene Ontology annotation, cellular component: cytosol. Gene Ontology annotation, molecular function: magnesium ion binding; phosphatase activity. The record is from RefSeq and is a predicted model, not a curated record.
GUGGAUGGGACCCUGUUGACGUCGGCGCACGACUUGCAUCCCAUCACGACUCGCGCGGUACAGGACGCUGUGGAAGCCGCCUUUUCGCCCGUGCAUCCAUUAUUAUACGUCUUCCCCGCGACGGGAAAGUCCCGACAAGGAGCCCUCGACAGUCUCGGUCCGGAACUUGGUCCAUUAUUCGCACAGUGUCCCGGCGUCUUUAUUCAAGGACUGUACGUCGUCGACGCCGCGGGCAACGUCAUUUACGAAGAAAAAUUGUCGUUGGACGAAGUAGCCGCCGUCGAGAAACUUGCACAGGAACUUGACGUAUCUGUCUUUGGAUACGACGGUGAUACCAUGUUUUGCAGCAAGCAUACGAAAUCCUCACACAUUCGAGAUUUUCACGCCAAAUACGGGGAACCCAAAGCCACCGUCCUGGAGUCCCUCACGUCACACAAAGUCAGCUUUCACAAGUGUUUACUCAUGGACGACAACGUCGACAUGCUCAGUGACAAAGUGCGACCUCGGCUUGAAGAAUUAGCGCGACAGUACAGCGCGGAAGUCACACAGGCUGUCCCAACCAUGCUCGAAGUAUUGCCGUCCGGUUGUUCGAAGGCACUCGGGGUUGAAAAAUUGUGCGAUCAUCUCGGUCUGUACAUGCACGCUGAUUUGCUCGCCAUUGGUGAUGCCGAGAACGACGUCGGCAUGCUACGAAAGGCGGCUGUGGGGAUUGCCGUCGGCAACGCUGUACCAACUGCACAAGGCGCGGCCAGUGUCGUGUUGGACGAAACCAAUGAUCAAGGUGGUGCCGGUAUCGCCAUGGAACUUUUCGGUCUCGGCAAACUGCUGUAA